AUGCACAUUGAGGGCUACGCCGGCUUCUCUCUGUCGCAGCGCGGCAUCGGGGUGACCGCCAAUCCCAGCUUCGAGUGCGAUCCGAGUCACAUGAAGUUCCCACCGAAGGGCCAGGCGAAGUACGAGACUCGGUAUAACUUCCUCGAGUGGUCAGGGACGCGCAUGUUGGCACAUGACAUCGACUUCUUCCGAAGCCGCAUCUGUGCGCCAAAGCUGAACCUGGAUGGUAGUUCCUAUGGCACAGCGGUGGCUGCUGUAUAUGCAGACAUGUUCCCUGAUCGAGUUGCCAAGAUGGUCAUCAACGGCAACAUGCCACCGGUGCCCAACACGCUGGAGUUCGCGAAAGGGCAGGGGAUGGCAUUGACGCAGGCUUUUGGGCAUUUGGAGCGGAUGUGCGUCAAAUGGACCUCGACUCAUCCCUGCGACUAUUUCAGCAACGAGAUGACUCUGACAAAGGCCUGGAAUGCCCUGAUCGGCGAGAUUCGGGCAGGGCGACUUACGGCGCCCACAAACCUCCCGGGUGAGGGAGGCAAUGUCAGCUUCCCUUUGAGCAUUGGGCUACUCCAGGGCUACGUCCAGGAGCUGAUGAUCAUUGCAGGUUUCGUGCCGACGGGUUGGGCAAAGCCUGUCCUGACGCUCGUGAACCUUGCGGGCAUGCGGGGCCAAAGAGCUCGAGUGGAUCAGGUCGCCAAGAUUUUGGACAGGUAUUGCACCCUGCCCACGGGAUACUCCGGCGAGUGGAGUGGCGUCAAGACGUGGAGGGACUACGGCGCCUGCAUUGGCCAGCAGUCUGUUGGCCUCUCCAGCUCCGAGUCGGAUACCAGGUUGGAAGGCCUGGGUGUGCCCCUGCGGAGGAAGGGCUCCGACACCGUUUUGUUUCGGGGGGUUCAGGUUUAG
Molecule: messenger RNA, 897 nt
Organism: Symbiodinium sp. CCMP2456
Lineage: Eukaryota; Dinophyceae; Suessiales; Symbiodiniaceae
Source: the annotation of a GenBank genome assembly